CGGCAUCUCGCGCAACUCUUCGUUUCCUGCUGCACGGGCAUUCCGCGAGGACCUCCCCCGACUCCGAAACAGGUUUCGGGCAAGGAGGCUGACCUCCCUCAACGCGGGUGAGACGGCCAUCCAGGCGGGACGGGCCAGCCGUUUGUCGGCCCCCCACCACAACACACGUCACCCGCGGCCAGCGCAAAGCCUUUUUCGGAUUGUUGCCCGCGUCCAUACAGAGCUGCGUACCGCUGCGAAGAGCUCGUCUUCUGUAAGUGAUUGAUAACGACGUCUGCCCCAGGAUCCAAGAUGAAUAAACUCCUGGUGAUAGCCACCCUAUCAAUGGUGGCAUGCGUGGCGCUGGGCGACAUGAUGCGCAAGAGCAUCGUGUUCGACGCCAGCACGCCCAAGGUGUUCUACUGCCCGCAAGAGAAGCCGCGCGCCCUGGACAAGAUGAUCGUCAAGGCGAGACCCGUCGAGAAGCUGUGCGAGUUCGAGGGCAAGGGCCUGCCCAAGGGCUACAAGUCCGACUGCUACAACGACGUCGAUGAGUCCGAGUACGCAUGCGCCGAAAAGCAGCGCAUCCUGCUCCGGAUCAACCCUCCCAACGAAACCGACACGACUACCACGGAGCCAGCUACUACGGCUAAGCCUUCCAAGAAGAGCAAGUCCUUCAAGGUCCCCAAGAACUGAGCGCCGUCAAAACCGGGAGCCAAAUGGAACCGGCGGAACGCUUCAAUGGCAGCUAUUUUGAAUAUGUUGAGAGCGUUUUAUGGGCUGUUUUCAGCGCGGGAGACGUUGAAAAUAACCAACUUGUUUUUAUUUUGUAUUAAUUUACAUUAUGGUCAGUGUGCUUGUUGACGAGCAGUUCCCGUCUUCACUAAAUAUUGAGGUGAUGCUGUUGUACGGACAGCUUUCAGUAUCAGUUAUGACUGGCACUCGCCAGACUAGGAAACGGGGUUCUUACUUGGCCAAAAUGUCAGCGCGCAUCAAGUUCAGUAUAGGUAAUAUGAAAUUCUGCACAAGCCUAGUGAGUCGUUUCGCAGGACUAGAAGUAAACGCGCCUAUACACAGGGAGGUGCAGGACGAAACAACGCUUAUUAUUUCCACUGGAACUAACUAAGGGAGCCCUAGUAUGACAUCUUCGGUGCACUACGAGGGCUGCGCAUAGAGGUUCGACAUAAGGACGUCAGAAUCUACAGUUCCAAUCAGAGCAGUUCGGAAUCAAAUGGCUAUUUCACAAUAAAAACGCUAUUUCUAAAA
Messenger RNA from Dermacentor silvarum, 1245 nucleotides. RefSeq lists its product as uncharacterized. Bases 292 to 675 code for a protein of 127 amino acids. The record is from RefSeq and is a predicted model, not a curated record. NCBI's taxonomy places the organism in Eukaryota, Metazoa, Arthropoda, Arachnida, Ixodida, Ixodidae. The transcript has 4 exons.